AUUUCUCAUCACUCAUUAUCUUUAAACAAAAGAAUAUUAAAUGUAAAUUGAAUUGACCUGAAAUGUUCUAUUACCGGACUCGAGGUAUAGAUGUUUGACGCAAAUGUGGACUUAAUAAAACAAUGUCGAUGUAGAGUCAGCCGUGUAAAUACAGUAACCAUAACUAAGACGGGAGCGGAGAGGAAUGUGAACGCAGUCUGAACCGAAAUUUAUCUCGGCAUCGACAGCUAAUUUGUGAGGCAUCAGUGGUAAAGGACGUAAAAAACUUAGUAUGAAUUCAGCCAGUGACUACACGAUAUGUAACUUGGAUAACAAUACUUAUAGUAACAAUUUUACAACAGAUACGGCACCAUAUUCUUGUUACGCUAAUAUAAACAACGCAGGGAUAGAUUCAGACUCGUACAGAGGUGGAUAUUCGGAAAACAAUUUAUCUCAUCAUCAUCACCAUCAUCACCAGCAUCAACACCCACAGCAACUUUCAGUAGAGGCCCAUUUAAGUGGGACCCCUCACAACACUUCUCUGUCCCUUAAUGUCUACCAACAUGGGACGCAUAGCUACCCAAUACAACCGUCACCGCCCCAGGGGAACUUUUACUAUGAGGACGCUAUGAUCCCCGGGGGUGAGUUAGCGGAGUGCAAUGCAUAUCCUUACCCCGACAACUCCCCAACUAGUCAUCAGAUAGCCUAUCAGGCUAGUGAGCAUCAUCACAUUCAACAACAGCCUCCACAGCAAUGUGAUACGGGACAACAGCAGCAACAAUCUCCAGUGGCACAGUACAAGUGGAUGCAAGUGAAACGCAAUGUACCUAAACCAGUCACAGAUUAUAAGUUGACCGACUUCACUUACGUGAACCCGGGGAACAAUUUAGGUCGCACAAACUUUACUAACAAACAGUUAACGGAGUUGGAAAAAGAAUUCCAUUUUAAUAAAUACCUUACUCGAGCUAGGCGAAUAGAAAUAGCUGCGGCUUUAGGACUAAAUGAGGUGCAGGUGAAAAUCUGGUUCCAAAACAGAAGAAUGAAACAAAAGAAACGACUGAAAGAGAAUAAGUUAGCACAGACUGUGAAUGGUGAACACGAGAAUGGAGAUGAUCUAUCUCCCGGUCCAACUACACCGACGUCCACUGACGAACAGAUAUCUUGAAGUCUUAUAUCACCGUAGAUACCAAACCAUUGCCAAAUUAAUCCUGAAUUGGAUACACGACUGUCUAUAGAUGUAUACAUUAUUUAUAGUAACGACUAUUUUGAUACAACUGGCAGAAACAAGGCCCGUAGCCAGGGGGUUCUGGGGGUUUGAGCGAAAAAUUCUUUCAGAAUCAUGCAGUUUUU
Owenia fusiformis is the source of this 1329-nucleotide messenger RNA. NCBI's taxonomy places the organism in Eukaryota, Metazoa, Annelida, Polychaeta, Sabellida, Oweniidae. The record is from the annotation of a GenBank genome assembly.